GGCGCGGGGACGCUAGGGCUAGGCGGCCACGCAGGGCCGGGAAUGCCCGCGGCGCGGGGCCCCAGAGCCGCCCGGUGGCCGUGUCCAGGCGAUGGCUCUCCGCCUGGUCGCCGACUUCGACCUCGGGAAGGACGUGCUCCCGUGGCUGCGGGCGCAGCGGGCGGCGUCCGAGGCCAGCGGGGCCGGAAGCGGCGGCGCAGAUGUUUUAGAAAACGAUUAUGAGAGCUUACAUGUAUUAAAUGUUGAAAGAAAUGGAAAUAUUAUUUAUACAUAUAAGGAUGAUAAGGGAAAUGUCAUCUUUGGAUUAUAUGAUUGUCAAACCAGACAAAAUGAGCUUCUGUAUAUCUUUGAGAAAGACUUGCAAGUUUUCAGUUGCUCUGUCAACAGUGAAAGAACUUUGCUUGCUGCAAGUUUAGUUCAGUCUACUAAAGAAGGAAAAAGGAACGAACUUCAACCAGGAUCAAAGUGCUUGACUUUGUUGGUUGAAAUCCACCCUGUUAACAAUGUGAAGGUUCUAAAGGCUGUGGAUAGCUAUAUUUGGGUUCAGUUUCUCUACCCACAUGUUGAAAGUCAUCCUCUUCCAGAGAACCAUCUGUUACUGAUUUCAGAAGAGAAAUAUAUUGAGCAAUUUCGUAUCCAUGUCACCCAAGAAGAUGGAAAUAGAGUGUUGAUUAAAAAUUCUGGCCAUCUCCCGAGAGACAGAAUAGCUGAGGAUUUCGUUUGGGCUCAGUGGGAUAUGUCAGAACAGAGAUUAUACUACAUUGACCUGAAGAAAUCAAGGAGUAUCUUAAAAUGUAUCCAGUUUUAUGCUGAUGAGAGCUAUAACUUAAUGUUUGAAGUACCCUUGGACGUAUCGUUAAGCAACUCGGGAUUUAAACUUGUCAACUUUGGAUGUGAUUAUCAUCAAGACCGAGAAAAAUUAUCGAAACACCUGACUCUGUGUGUUUUUACCAACCGUACAGGAAGUUUGUGUGUAUGUUACAGCCCGAAGUGUGCCUCUUGGGAACAAAUCACGUAUUCAGUGUUUUACAUUCAUAAAGGACACAGCAAGACCUUCACCACUUCUCUUGAGAAUGUUGGCUCACACGUGACAAAGGGCAUUACUUUUCUCAACCUUGACUAUUAUGUGGCUGUUUACUUACCUGGUCAUUUCUUCCACCUACUUAAUGUUCAACAUCCAGACCUGAUCUGCCACAGUCUCUUUCUGACAGGAAAUAAUGAAAUGAUUGAUACGCUACCUCAUUGCCCUUUACAGUCACUAUCAGGGUCCCUGGUACUGGAUUGUUGUUCUGGAAAGCUCUAUAGAGUACUGCUCAGCCAGUCAUCUUUAUUACAGCUUCUGCAGAACACCCGCUUAGACUGUGAGAAGAUGGCCGCGUUGCACUGUGCACUCUACUGCGGUCAAGGCACGCGGUUCCUGGAAGGCCAGAUUAUUCAAUGGAUUUCUGAGAAUGUCUCUGCCUGCCAUUCAUUUGACCUCAUUCAGGAAUUUAUAAUUGCUUCUUCAUAUUGGAGUGUAUAUUCAGAGACAAGUAACGUGGACAAACUAUUGCCACAUUCCUCAGUGCUCACUUGGAAUACAGAAAUUCCUGGAAUAACUCUUGUGACAGAAGACAUUGCAUUGCCUUUUAUGAAGAAGAACCAAAGGGUGGAUAAGUGUACAUUCAUCAUAACUAAAUGGAAAGGGAAAGAAAAGAUGAGUGAGGUGCUCAGCUUUAAGGGCUACUGGGAAAAACUGAACUCUAACCUAGAAUAUGUUAAGUAUGCCAAGCCACACUUCCACUAUAACAACAUUGUGGUCAGGAGAGAGUGGCACAACCUGAUCUCUGAAGAGAAAACAGGAAAAAGAAGGUCCACGGCAUACGUGAGGAAUAUUCUUGAUAAUGCAAUAAAGGUGAUUUCUAACCUAGAAGCAAGAAAUUUGGCGCCAAGAUUAACACCCCUCCUGCAGGAGGAAGACAGCCACCAGCGGCUGCUCAUGGGGCUGAUGGUGUCUGAGCUAAAAGACCAUUUUUUGAGACACCUACAGGGUGUAGAAAAGAAGAAAAUUGAACAGAUGGUUCUGGACUACAUUUCAAAACUGCUGGAUCUCAUUUGCCACAUCCUAGAAACCAGUUGGAGGAGACAUAAUCUUCAUUCCUGCGUUCUCCACUUCAACAGUCGUGGCAGUGCUGCUGAAUUUGCAGUUUUUCACAUCAUGACCAGGAUUCUCGAAGCUACAAAGAGUUUGUUUUUACCUCUGCCUCCUGGUUUUCAUACUCUGCACACCAUCCUCGGGGUCCAGUGUCUCCCUUUGCAUAACCUGCUGCAUUGCAUUGACAGUGGAGUGUUGCUUCUCACUGAAACAGCUGUCGUAAGGCUCAUGAAAGAUCUGGACAAUACAGAGAAAAAUGAAAAACUGAAAUUCAGUAUCAUUUUGCGGCUUCCUCCGCUUAUUGGUCAGAAGAUUUGUAGACUUUGGGAUCAUCCUAUGAGUUCUAACAUCAUUUCACGGAACCACGUGACGCGACUCCUUCAGAACUAUAAGAAACAGCCUCGGAAUUCUAUGAUUGACAAGUCAUCGUUCAGUGUAGAAUUUCUGCCUCUGAACUACUUCAUUGAAAUUCUGACAGAUAUAGAGUCCUCCAAUCAAGCCCUGUAUCCUUUUGAAGGAGAUGACAAUGUGGAUGCAGAAUUUGUAGAGGAAGCAGCUCUGAAACACACCACAAUGCUUUUAGGCUUAUGAAAAAGAAAACGCAAUUGGAUCUGCUGCUGCCAUUUUAAUCUUGCUCAUUAUCCUAACUCCUGUUGAGAAUCCUUUAGCAAUAUUUAAAAUUGGUAACAAAACUAAGAAAUUGUUUAGCCAUCUGAGUUUCAGGUUGGUACAUGUUCAGACAGAACUAUAACUGCUGUAUCACAUUCCAAUUUUGAAUAGCCAGUGAGCAAUCAAGUGUAGAGAAAUGAUAAAUGGUCUAAGAAGGCAUACAAUGGCAUAAACUGUGCUCUUCCUAGUAGCUUAAUAGGCCACAAGCUAGUUUCUGUUGCACUCUGAAAUAAAAUAUGCUUUAAAAAUGUAGGGAACAGUGCUUAGAAAAGUAAAAACGAGGUGUGUCAUUGAAAUAACAGGAAGAAAAAUUAAAUGUUAUGUAAGAACACUAUUUGGAAAGAGGUUCCUUUUAAAAACUGAGUUUGUACUAAAUCAGAUUUGCCAUGUCCAGCACAGAAUAAUUUGUACUUAGUAUUUACAGCAGGGUUUGUCUUUGUGAAUUCAGAUGAAAUGUAUUUAAUUUUUUUUAUAUUUAUAAAACGUUGAUUUAGGAAUAUUUUGUCAUUAAAAAACCUGAAAACA
Rhinopithecus roxellana (golden snub-nosed monkey) is the source of this 3328-nucleotide messenger RNA. RefSeq names its product gamma-secretase activating protein (gene GSAP). The transcript has 32 exons. Gene Ontology annotation, cellular component: trans-Golgi network. The record is from RefSeq and is a predicted model, not a curated record. Lineage: Eukaryota; Metazoa; Chordata; Mammalia; Primates; Cercopithecidae. The coding region runs from base 92 to 2725 and encodes 877 amino acids. Gene Ontology annotation, biological process: positive regulation of amyloid-beta formation.